GCUGUCCCGGGCUAACCCUGCUCCUCGCUGAAGAUGGAGGAAGUAAAAACAGGAUUACCCUUAGCUACAGAUCCUCUGCCUUAGUUUCCACCACCCACUGCAGUGCACAAACACACGUUAGGCACAGGAGAGGAAGGAACAGAGAGGACACACUAACAGUAAACACAAACAAAAGGGUGAUGGCAGUAUUUUACUGCAGGCACUGCUGAGCCCGACAUUGUCACCUCCUCUUUGAGGGGUUAGAAGAAGCAGAGAUCUCCCGACAGAGCUGGAAAUGCAUUGCACUUUGACUAUGGAAACAGAGGCUAUUGAUGGCUAUAUAACGUGUGACAAUGAGCUUUCACCUGAAAGGGAGCACUCCAGUAUGGCAAUUGACCUCACCUCAAGCACACCCAAUGGACAGCACGCCUCACCAAGUCACAUGACGAGCACAAAUUCAGUAAAGCUAGAAAUGCAGAGUGAUGAAGAGUGUGACAGGAAACCCCUGAGCCGCGAAGACGAGAUCAGGGGCCAUGAUGAAGGUAGCAGCCUAGAAGAGCCCCUAAUUGAGAGCAGCGAGGUGGCUGACAACAGGAAAGUCCAGGAGCUUCCAGGCGAGGGAGGAAUCCGGCUUCCGAAUGGUAAACUGAAAUGUGACGUCUGUGGCAUGGUUUGCAUUGGGCCCAAUGUGCUUAUGGUACAUAAAAGGAGUCACACUGGUGAACGUCCCUUCCACUGUAACCAGUGUGGAGCUUCCUUUACUCAGAAGGGCAACCUUCUGAGACACAUAAAGCUACACUCUGGAGAGAAGCCGUUCAAAUGUCCUUUCUGUAGCUAUGCCUGUAGAAGAAGGGACGCCCUCACAGGACACCUCAGGACCCACUCUGUGGGUAAACCUCAUAAGUGCAACUACUGUGGACGAAGCUACAAGCAGCGCAGUUCAUUGGAAGAGCACAAGGAACGCUGCCACAACUAUCUCCAGAAUGUCAGCAUGGAGGCCACGGGGCAGGUCAUGAGUCACCAUGUACCUCCUAUGGAAGAUUGUAAGGAACAAGAGCCUAUUAUGGACAACAAUAUUUCUCUGGUGCCUUUUGAGAGACCUGCUGUCAUAGAGAAGCUCACGGGGAAUAUGGGAAAACGUAAAAGCUCCACUCCACAAAAGUUUGUGGGGGAAAAGCUGAUGCGCUUCAGCUACCCAGACAUUCACUUUGAUAUGAACUUGACAUAUGAGAAGGAGGCUGAGCUAAUGCAGUCUCAUAUGAUGGACCAAGCCAUCAACAAUGCAAUCACCUACCUUGGAGCUGAGGCCCUUCACCCUCUGAUGCAGCACCCGCCAAGCACAAUCGCUGAGGUGGCCCCAGUCAUAAGCUCAGCUUAUUCUCAGGUCUAUCAUCCAAAUAGGAUAGAAAGACCUAUCAGCAGGGAAACCUCCGAUAGUCAUGAAAACAACAUGGAUGGCCCCAUCUCUCUCAUCAGACCAAAGAGUCGACCCCAGGAAAGAGAGGCCUCUCCCAGCAAUAGCUGCCUGGAUUCUACUGACUCAGAAAGCAGCCAUGAUGACCACCAGUCCUACCAAGGAAACCCUGCCUUAAAUCCCAAGAGGAAACAAAGCCCAGCUUACAUGAAGGAGGAUGUCAAGGCUUUGGAUGCCACCAAGGCUCCUAAGGGCUCUCUGAAGGACAUCUACAAGGUCUUCAAUGGAGAAGGAGAACAGAUUAGGGCCUUCAAGUGUGAGCACUGCCGAGUCCUUUUCCUAGACCAUGUCAUGUACACCAUUCACAUGGGUUGCCAUGGCUACCGGGACCCACUGGAAUGCAACAUCUGUGGCUACAGAAGCCAGGACCGUUACGAGUUUUCAUCACACAUUGUUCGAGGGGAGCACACAUUCCACUAGGCCUUUUCAUUCCAACGGGGACCCCUAUGAAGUAAUGAACUGCACAUGAAGAAAUACUGCACUUACAAUCCCACCUUCCCUCGGAUGUUGACAUACCUUUUUUUAAUAUUAUUACUAUUAUUAAUUCUUAUUUUGUGGACACACUGUCAUUUGCUCUGCCUAAUUACCAUAAGGAAGAAACAGAAGAGAGAAGGGACAGGGGAUAUUGUUUCUUGAUAACUCGGCUUGUUUAUUUUGUGAGAAUUUAAGAGCGGUUCAUUUCUGCCAUGCGUAGAUAUAAGGCAUAUCGUGCUUUGAAAAAAAAUCACUUGAUUCGUAACGACUUACCUAAGAGAUUCUAAUUUGCCACUGAUGUUCAGGAUGAUGACUGAAGGCAGGAAAGUUUAUUCUGGGUAGGACUUUUGCAGUUUAAAACGGCAUAAGUAAUUUUACUCUUCAGAGAAGAAUUUGUUUCAAAACGUCAACGUUUUUUUUUUCCUCUAAAGAUCAUGUAACACAAACACAUUGGUAUUUUCAGUGAUAACCCCACAGAUGAGUUGUUGUUGUGGGUUCUGAGUUUACUUCCCCUAUGGAAUUUGUAAUGCGGUAUGUUAUACACUGUACCAUAUAGCAAAACUUUUCAACUCCAGGUAGUUAAGGACACCUACAGUACAUCUGAGGUCCGAUGAUCUUAUUUUUCUAAACCUAAGCACUGUUUUUCCAUAGUUUUGAUGACUGGCAUUUUAUAGACACCCUGGCAGCCUUACUUUGAACACCUUUAAUGAAUAGUAUUUUUAUCUAGUUUUCAGAAUAACAUAUGGUCUAAGAGUGGCCAAGAGGCCGUCAGUAGUUUCCAGAAGGGACCUCUACUUUUCAUAGAUUUGGGAAGUUUUCUUUUAAAGUUGUAAUGUGAUGGCAGCAUAGUAUACGUAUUUGUUUCUGAAAGUAUGCUUACAAUUGUCACUUUAUCAGCAUUUAAUCAGUGUUAACCAGUCAGCAGAAAAAUAUAAUUAGGCUAACAGUAGGGGGAAAAAAGCCCACUCAGAAAUCCCUUUUCUGGUAUUUCUCUUUUCACUGGUUUCUUCAAGCUGUGACCACCCAAUGUUCUGUCCAUAGUCCAUUCAUCUUUUGCUCUUCGAGUGGAAGGUCUUAAAAAUCUUGCUGUCGGCUAUUUCUUUCAAAAUCUCAGCGCAAUUGCUAGUUUGACCUGAAUGUGGUAACUUGAACCACAUAAGGUUACAGAACUCGGGCUAUUUAUUCUCAUAUUUCUUCAAUAAUAAUAUUUACCACUUUUGGUACAAGGAAAGGGGACUUUGUAACCUGUACGUUGGACUAUACGUAAAACAAACAAAAAAAAUGAAGCUUAUUUUCACCCUGCUUGGAGUCUAGAAUGUAUCUGAACCCCCAAGUCAAAGAGACCAUGUCCUGACCAUUUUUCUGUCUCAAAAACAUUCAACUAUUUAUAAGUCCUUGUCAGAGGUGACUCUCAAUCCCUUAGUACAGAAUUUCUCUUCCUUUAGUCUAUACCUGUGUUGCCAUAUUUCCUGUGCAGAUUUUCAUUUCAUUUAUAUGGGUGCUCUGUGUUUUCUUUGCAGUCCAACAGCAUUAGAGGGGAGGAAUGAGUGAGAUUGUUAGGCCAUUUUGGGAGACACACAUGGAGGCAGAGCUGGCUGCUUAUAAGGGAGGCCAGACCUGACCAUGACUGGAUUAUCUGAUACCCAUUUAUGAAUACUGAAAUUCUGUUAAGCAGUUAACUGAUAACUGCUCUAAAAAAAAAAUCAUUAAAUAGGAUGCUGAAAGUAUGUUUCUUAAUACAGAAUGAUGUGAGAAUUAGCAAGACUAGAGAGCUAUAGAGAGAGAAGCGAAUAUCCAAUAUUGGCCCCAAUACUGCUCUUCACUCAUUUUCUAGUUUAUCAUCUGCUUAUUUAAGUGAUUUCUAAGCAUGAACACAGCUAGAGCUAGGCAAAAUGGUUACAACUCAGCUCUCUCUUACUAGCCCCUGUUGUAAUUAUUUUUGAAGAGAUAUACAAACUCUUCCUUUAAAUCUAAGAGAAGGCACCAAAACAGAGAU
Molecule: messenger RNA, 3923 nt
Organism: Diceros bicornis minor
Lineage: Eukaryota; Metazoa; Chordata; Mammalia; Perissodactyla; Rhinocerotidae
Gene: IKZF2
Product: IKAROS family zinc finger 2
Exons: 9
Coding region: 275-1873 (532 amino acids)
Biological process (GO): regulation of transcription by RNA polymerase II
Molecular function (GO): RNA polymerase II cis-regulatory region sequence-specific DNA binding; DNA-binding transcription factor activity
Source: RefSeq, a predicted model, not a curated record